AUGAAUGAAGCUCAUUACAACAACUGGCCCAACGACAAAGGUUUCGAUCCUGAAUACGAACAGCGCAACCCCAUCGAGCUCUCUGUGGUAGGACAGAUUCCUGCUUACGCUGCUGGAGUCCUGUAUCGUACAGGUCCUGGAAAAAGUCAUGUUCAAGCUGAGAAUGGAGAAACACUACGGCUUUCCCACUGGUUCGAUGGAUUCGGUCAAACCCAUCGUUUCCAGAUCUUUGCGCCAGAUGACUCCCAUACUUCUCCCCGGGUUUUCUACAACUCUCGCUUCUCAACCGACGACCUUAUUGAAAAUGCAAGAAAGACAGGAUCUCUGAACAUGGUCAGUUUCGGACAGAAACGCGAUCCUUGCAAGAGCGUCUUGGGCAAAGUCCAAACUGAAUAUGUCCCGCAACCCACUCCGUCGAGUAGCAACAUAAGCGUCACUCUUUCAAUCAACGUCCCGGGCCUUGAUCCCAAGCCCGAUGAGUCGACUUCUCGCUGGAGCGAUUCCCAGGGAAUUCGAACUCUCUAUGCGAAGACCGACUACAAUGCCUUCAAGAAGCUCGAUCCAGAGACCCUGGAGCCUAUCGGCCUGGCCUCGCAGACCAUUCUGCACCCUGAACUUUCGGGGCAACUCUCUGCUUCCCAUGCUCGCUCUGAUCCUAUUACGGGAGACAUGUUCAAUUAUAAUCUCACCUUGGGACCAACCUGUACAUACCGUGUUUUCGGGGUCUCCGCUUCAACGGGGGAGACCACAAUCCUAGCAACCUUCCCCGCAACACCAGCUUACCUUCACUCUCUUCUCAUCACAGAGGACCAUGUUGUCUUGUGUGUGUGGAACGCGCACGUAAAUCCCCAGCUAUUGAACUCCUCGUUCAUGGGUUCAAUUUUGCCAACAGACCCAAGUCAGCCGGCGGUGUGGUAUGUCAUUGACCGUAAGCACGGCAAGGGAUUGAUCGCGACAUAUGAAAGCCCUGCAUUCUUUUGCUUCCACACGGUCAACGCAUGGCUCGAACCCUCGAAGGAGAAUCCGGCGGAUAUAGAUAUCGUUGCAGACAUUGUGAGAACCGACAGCUCUGAAUUCUUGCAAUCCGUCUAUUAUGAGAACUUGAUCUCUUCGUUGGAUACCGCCAAAGCCUUCCAAAAGAAGAGAGACAAUUCUUUCCGUACAUCCGUUACCCGGUUCCGCCUGCCUGCCGUGCCUUCCACUCCAUGCAUCGAUACUAAGAAAGCAACCGUCGAGUGGUCCGUUUGCAAAUCGUCGUCGCCUGAGCUGCCAACUAUGAAUCCGAAAAGAGUCACUCAGAAACACCGAUAUCUCUACGCUGUGACCUUCCGCGGAGAAGCAACUCUGACAGAUGGUAUCAUGAAGCUCGAUUGUGAUACCCAGCAAGUUCAGCUCUGGGCAUGCCAUGGCCAAUCGCCCGGUGAGCCCAUCUUCGUCGCUAACCCCGAGGGCACUAGUGAGGAUGACGGUGUACUUCUUAGCGUUGUUCUCGACGGGAUGCGUGGCAAGAGUUAUUUGCUCUGCCUCGAUGCUCGCAGCUUGUCCGAGCUUGGCCGAGCAAAUGUCGAUGGGGCUGUUGGGUUUGGAUUCCAUGGACAGCAUGUUCCGACUGUGGGUGGAAUGCCUACAGGUGACUACUAA
Penicillium egyptiacum is the source of this 1641-nucleotide messenger RNA. Lineage: Eukaryota; Fungi; Ascomycota; Eurotiomycetes; Eurotiales; Aspergillaceae. The record is from the annotation of a GenBank genome assembly.